UUCUCGUAGAAACCAAACGUACCCUAAAAAUAGCAGGACCAAAAACCAAUAAAACCAGGAAAUCAGCCUUAAAUAAGGUGUAAAUCCAACAUCACGUCAAUAGGACUAGGGAGAAUCCAUUAACAAAUCCAAUUACCAAAAGAAUCUCUGUGCCCAGAAGAGUUAAAGAUCGCCGGCGCCGCAGAAUGGGAAGUUUCUAUAAGAUUAUCCUCCCCUCCGUCAUGCUCUACCACAGGCUGAGAAUCCCAGAGGAUUUCUCAAAGAAAUAUGGGGAUGAACUCUCUACCUCGGUCAGGUUCACUGUUUGCAGUGGUCAAGUUUGGCGUGUGGGAGUAGAAAAAGCUGAUGAGAUGCUUUGGUUUACUGAUGGUUGGAAAGAAUUUUCCGAGAGCCACUCUAUUGGUUGCGGAUUUUUUGUAGUGUUCAAUUAUGAAGGGAAUUCGGAGUUCAAGGUACUUAUAUUUGAUUUUACUGCUACUGAGAUUUACAAUCCACGAAAAACUCUCAGCAUCUCUGAUGAACCAGAUAAAGGAAUGCAGCGUCCAGUCUCCCAUAAAGGGGAAAGGGGAAGCAAUGACACUCUUCAGAAAUUGAGUUGCCGUCCAUCAAGGCCAGCACUUGUUUCUUUGGAAAAAGGAAUUCUUGAUGGAUGUCAGGAUAAAAGAAGAACUGGUAAAAGAUGCUGUCAUUCAUUGAUUCAGGACAUGUAUGAGUUUGCCCCUGAAUUUGCUAUCAGAAUCAACAAGCGUGGAAGAUGUAUUUCUUCCUUGGAGAGCUUGAGAUGUAAUUUCCAGUAUUUCACCAGAAAUAAAAGAUAUAAAAUGGAAGAUCACGGGAAGAUAGUUGAAGUAGAUAGUGUAACCCUAUCGUGGAAAGGCAAAAUGAAAGCUAGUGAAAUGUCUAAUUCACAUAGGCCGUCAGUGCAGAAAACUGAAAAAGAGAAGUGGAAUGUGAUGAAGAACGUGGAUAAUUUACCGGCAGCAGUUCCUUUUGGUCGAAAGUGUUGCCUUUCUAAUGGUGGUAGACUUAAGAGGCACAUCAAUAGGCAAGAUAAAGAGGGGCAUAAACAAUUGGAUUCAGUUUUUGUGCAAGAGGCAACUCGAAAAAGUAAACGUAUUCGUUAUCAGUUGAAUGAAACCAAGCAUAUGAAGAGCGCAGACGAAUUAAAUUCUUCUAAUGCAGCAAAUAAUCAAAGAACUGAUUCAAAUGGACAGCAGCUAAAGGUAAAGUGUGAAGAGGAAGAAGAAUUGCUUGGUUUAAAUGAUUUUAGCAAUGAUUCAAUGAUGCGGCCAGUAAAAACACAAGAGAGAGAGAGAGAAGGCUGUUAAUGCCUCCAUGAUGUUCAAGCUGAAUAAUCCGUUUUUUAGGAAUAUCCUGCAGCCAUACAAUGUCCACCGGUCUUUUUUUCUGAAUCUACCAGCCAGAUUUGCGAAGAAGUAUCUGCAUGGGGUUUCAGAGUCUAUUCAACUGGAGGUUUCUGGUGGAAAAAAGUGGACAGUCCGUUGCGUUCGAAUAAAUGGUCCUGCGCGAUGCCUAGGCAGCGGAU
Molecule: messenger RNA, 1546 nt
Organism: Rhododendron vialii
Lineage: Eukaryota; Viridiplantae; Streptophyta; Magnoliopsida; Ericales; Ericaceae
Exons: 4
Coding region: 186-1328 (380 amino acids)
Molecular function (GO): DNA binding
Source: RefSeq, a predicted model, not a curated record